UACUUGUUUUUCAAACCCCUCUGCUUAUCAGUGCUGCUAAAAUGGCAGCAACAGCAGCUAAGGAGAAAGACAAAGACGAAACGAAAGAUGAAAAGAAAGUGAAGGAGAAAGAUGACGGAGUAAUCAAUGCUGUUUACAAAGUUAACCUCCACUGCAAGCAGUGUGCACGUGAUAUUAAGAAGCCUCUUAUGGCUACCCAAGGGGUUCACAAUGUAGAGGCUAAUAUGGAGAAAGGUGAAAUAAAGGUAAAAGGAGUUUUCGACCCAACAAAAAUUCAGAAACGGCUGGAGAAACUUUCUAAGAAAAAGGUCGAGUUAAUAUCACCCAAACCUCAGAUCAAGGAAAGCACAGUAACAGAGAAAAAAGUAGUGAAGGAAACCAAAGAGCCAAUUUCACGGACAAUAGUGGUGAAGGUUCACAUGCAUUGCGACAAAUGUGAGCAAGAUUUGAAGAAGAAGUUAAUAAAGAACAAAGGUAUUCACAAUGUAAAAACUGACAUGAAAGCACAAACUCUAACAGUGGAAGGAACAAUCGAGCCUGAAAAACUAAUCUCGUAUUUGCGAAAAAAGGUGCACAAACAUGCAGAACUUGUGCCCUCGAAACCACAGAAAAAGGAAGAAACAAAAGAGAAGGAGAAGAGUUCCCCAAAACCACCAGAGGAGGAGGAAAAGAAAGAGAAAAAGGAGGAUAAGCAAGAGAAAAAGGAGGAUAAGCAAGAGAAACAAGAGAAAAAGGAGGAUAAGCAAGAGAAAAAGGAAGAAACAACAGAGAAGGAGAAGAGUUCCCCAAAACCACCAGAGAAGGAGGAUAAGCAAGAGAAAAAGGAGGAUAAGAAAGACGGUACUGAGAAAUCUACUGAAUCAGUUUCCAAGGUUAUAGAAGUUAAGGAACACGUAAGUGUGGUGGAGGUUAAAACUAAAGAGGGCAAUACUCCAUAUUUCAUUCACUAUGUUUAUGCUCCACAAACGUUUAGCGAUGAAAAUCCAAAUGCUUGUUUUAUAAUGUAAAUAGGUGAGGGUAGAGUACAUAUAUACCUCACUCCGUAUUUAUUUGGACUAAUUUCUUUCUAUUUGUCUGCUUGUAUGAAGAUAUAUGAUGCUUAUAAUAUAGACUCAAUAUAGACCAUGGAUAUUAGGUAUAUUCUUAAUUCCUUGA
Pyrus x bretschneideri (Chinese white pear) is the source of this 1155-nucleotide messenger RNA. RefSeq names its product heavy metal-associated isoprenylated plant protein 4. Gene Ontology annotation, molecular function: metal ion binding. Lineage: Eukaryota; Viridiplantae; Streptophyta; Magnoliopsida; Rosales; Rosaceae. Bases 42 to 1007 code for a protein of 321 amino acids. The transcript has 4 exons. The record is from RefSeq and is a predicted model, not a curated record.